CAUAUUGGAUUCACAGAUAUUUUCAAAACCAUUCUAGUUUCUCACAUUUAUAUCCAAAAUUAACAAUGGCACCAACAUUUCUUUGCUCACCUGAUCAUCUUCUGCUUCUUCCUCCAUUUAGGCCACUUUCGGGUACUCGAAAAAUGGCUCUCGACCAGCGAAACAGAGCUUGCACAACCAUUUACGCAUCAAGAAGAGACACCCACGACCAGAAUUAUUAUUGCAAUGGUCGCAGUGUGAAUGAGAACCUGGUUGUUCUUCGAAAGCGAAUCCACGAGAUGAAGAUGAUGGAGAGGAACUACGAGCCGCCCUCGGGUUGGAUGGAUUGGGAGAAGCAUUUCUACACGAGCUACGAUGAGAUUAUAUGUCAAGCAAUGGGGUUGUUGCAAUCCCAGCUGAUGAACACUAGGCCAAGCAUGGCUCUUGCUAUGGUGGCACUAGUCACAUUAAGUGUGCCAACUUCAAUGUCUUUGUUAUUAGUCCAUUUGAUGGAGAUGGUUAAUGGGGGUUUAGCUGGGAUCCAUCUUAGCUAGUUAUAUGUAUAUAUAGACGCAUCAUACACAGUUGACGGUGCUACGAGAAAAUUAUUGUUUUAUUUUUUAUAUAUACAUAUAUACAUUUGUAAUUUGUAUAAGAAAGUUGUUUGAUAUCUUUUGAUUUUUUUUUUUUUUUUUGAAUAAAAUUAUGUGUACAUACCACAAUUAUUUACAUAUUAUGUGGUUGAUUUUUUUCUCUCCAUGAAGUAUAAUUUCCUCAAUGAGGUGCAACGGAAAAGGAAAAAAGCAGUUCCUUGAA
This is a messenger RNA of Cornus florida, 795 nucleotides long. RefSeq lists its product as uncharacterized. The record is from RefSeq and is a predicted model, not a curated record. Lineage: Eukaryota; Viridiplantae; Streptophyta; Magnoliopsida; Cornales; Cornaceae. The coding region runs from base 66 to 533 and encodes 155 amino acids. The transcript has a single exon.